Messenger RNA from Iphiclides podalirius (scarce swallowtail), 5319 nucleotides. The record is from the annotation of a GenBank genome assembly. NCBI's taxonomy places the organism in Eukaryota, Metazoa, Arthropoda, Insecta, Lepidoptera, Papilionidae.
AUGUCAGUUGGCGAAAUGAGGCAGUACAGCUGGAAAAAUUAUGCGCUCUUUGGGUCAGAGGAAGAAAUUUCUAAUUUGGAUUACCUUCUGCAUUUAAACUUGUUAGUUGGCAGAGGUUGUAAUGAUCCUCAAGCACAUUUUAUGGUUCCUUGGGUCACAGAUUUUGCUUCUCGAUGUGGCAGGAAUUGGCGGGAUCUGAGUAAAUCGAAAUAUAGACUAAACAAAGGAGACCGGCAACUGGACAUGACAUAUGAAGUGACCAGUGCCAAUGGUCAGAUUCCUCACCAUGUUUCAGAUGCAUUAUCUGACAUCACAUGCUAUGUAUAUUUGGCGCGGAGAACACCGAAGGAGAUCCUGUGCAAACACGUGCGCAACAAAUGGGUGCCAGCAGAGUACCCUGCCUCCAUUCAGCGAAUGCAGGAGUGGACCCCGGACGAGUGCAUACCGGAGUUCUACACGGACCCCAUCGUGUUCAAGAGCAUUCACGAGGACCUUCCGGACUUGGGACUGCCCUCGUGGGCCACCUGCGCCGAGGACUUCAUAACCAAGCACAGAGAGGCCCUGGAGAGCACCCACGUGUCGGAGAACCUUCACCACUGGAUCGACAUUACAUUCGGCUAUAAGCUGUCCGGGCCGGCGGCGGUGAAGGCGAAGAACGUUUGCUUGUCGCUGGUCGACAGCCACGCGCGCGUGCGUCGCGGUGCCGCGGUGCAGCUCUUCUGCGCGCCCCACCCGCCGAGGAGGGCGCGCGCCCCCCCGCCCGCGCCCCCCCGCCUCAGGUGGACCGCCCCGCGGGACGUCAAGAAAAUUGUAAAAAACGAGAGCUCGGAAGAGCUGUCCGAUGAAGAGGAGGAAUCGAACAGUCUUCCCCAACAUGUCUCCCGUCUUCUUCUGCCUCCGCAGAGACUCCGUUCGCGGCACAAGAGCAGCAGCAGAGCUCGUUCUCUUUCCAAGACUCAGGAGGUGUCCGCAGAAGAUGGCGCGAUUGCGGAGAACAGAGCGUCCUCCCACUCCAGACAUUACAAAGUCCAACGCUCUGAGCUCGGCAAGGGAGUUAUAUACCUCCCGAAGGAGUUCAACCCCGCCGCCUCGAUACAAGCGAUCGAAACCCUGGACAACUUCAGAACGAAAUGCUUCUUCAGCAUGGCGGAGGACAAAGAGAGAUUGGCAGAAAGCGCGGCGAGGAUCAACUUCUAUCCCGUGCAGAAGGAAACUAAAGAGGACGCGAAUGCGGCAUCCAAAGAGAACUGCGACGAUAACGCGUUCACUAACCACAUGUUUCUCGCUUCGUACGACCAAGGCUAUCUGAAGAAGUUCAGCCAGGACGCCCAUUUGGACAGCGUGCUGAAAGAGAGGAAGAACAGGAUGUUCAACACGCGUUACACGACGGACGCGGCGAUAUUCAAGCAGUUCGUCACAGAAAGCCGACACCAGGACAUGUUGGUAAUCGGCUGCCUGAUCGUGGAGAUAUUCCUGCACUCCCACAUGCGCGCUCUGCGUACCAACGGUGACGAUUUCGUACAGCGGUACGACAGCUGUCGGACCGUUUUGAAGUACAAUUACGGCUGCUUACCAAGAUGCGUCAGCUAUCUGGCGUCGUUGCUGCUGAACGUUCAGCCGCUGACGCUCAGCUUCAAGAACGAGCUGACAACGAAAGGAGACGAGGCGAAAUGCGAGAGAUCGAGGAAGCUGGUCGUGACGGACAAAGGUCUCCCACAUCCUACCCCCGCGCAGCUAUUGCAGCCGCUUCUGAUGCAGCACUUGAUACCGUUCCCCCCCACGUUCAGCGUCCUGUACAACCUGCUCAGCACGCUGCACGAAUACGAGCUGACCAGCAGCGAGCUCACCCUCCUCUACAUGUACGAGUGCGACGGCGUCCAGUGCGAGAAGUACCAGAACGUGGACAAAACCAAACUGUACUUCAACCAGAGGAUCGCCGAGGGGAAAAUACAAGCUUGCGUGACUCACUUGUCGGUCCUUCUCAGCCAGAUAAACGGCGUCAACCAGUUCGACGUCCUGGACAUAUUCCUCUCCCACUACAUCGAGCUCUUGGAGGACAAGAACACGUCCGUCCUAGCCGCGUGGUACCUAUUCGACACCGUCAGCAAGGCGUUAGGGCCGGCGGAGACGCGCAAGAAACUGUUGAAGCACAUUCUGAACCUGUACGAAGACGACGAAUUCCUCUACGACAAGACGGGGCAGCACAAGCCCACGGAGGUGGACUCGUCCGGCGGUGCAGUGACGAGACACAAGUUCGUGAAGCUGUACCACAACAUAUUCCUGUUGCAGCUGAUGGUACGCUUGGGGCUGCAGUGCUUCCUGGACAACUUCACCCAGCACCUGGUCGAGGCGGUCGGCGGCUACAAAGACGCGUGCACCGAGGCCGGCUCGCCGGGCCACUUGUGCCGCAGCCGUUCCGUGGCGAACAAGAAGCCGCGCUACUCGGACGACAACGUGAAGAACGCGCUGACGACCAGCUCGGACAUAUUCUCGCCGGACACGUCCUACGGCUCGGAGCACGUUGUGACGCCCAACGUCGAGAGGACCAUAAUCGAGGUCGGCGAGGCCCUAAAGGACAAGGACGUCGACAGCCGGAGCGAGAGCGAGCUGUUCCACUUCGAAACCGACAAGGACAGGCAGCCCAGCCGCAGCAGCAGAAGCAGAUCCCCCACGGGCUCUAUGGACUCGAACAAAGAGCCGAACACCCUACACACGCCCUCGCCGUCCUCCGAGUACUUCUCGCCGGGCAACUCGAGAUUCUUCACGCCGAACAUCUCCAUCUCGAACCAGUCGAACCAAAAGGAACCCAACGCCAGUUGCUCUAGAGACGAAAGUCGCGAAACGAACGUGGAAACCCCGGCUAAAGCGUCGCCCGCAACGGACGCCCCACAGCGGCCGAUGUUCACUAGCUACCUGCACUUCGCUGACGGGGACUCUAAAUCGGAGGACGUAGCAAUAGACGAAAACUCCCAGCCGGUCGAUAGGAACGAGUUCUCAGAAGACGUCGACGGCGAAGGUCCCCAGAGUUCCAAGGUGCACGACGAAACGGCGUCUUGCAGGAUAUCCGACAUGAGCUCCGAGAGUCUGAUCUGGCUGGCUCAUCGACUGGGGCCCGUGCUGACCUGCAGGUACAUAACGAGGAACCUGCUGAAGAUGCUCACGCUGUGCUACAUUGGCAAGGAGAAUUUGGCGCUCUGCGAGUACGAGCCUAGCGAUGAGUUCGACGAGAUCUCCGUUGUGAACAGCAGGGUAGUGGGCGAUAGAAACUCUGCGAAAGUAAUAAAGUGCCUCACGUCCAUCGUUGCGAUGUACGGCGAGCAGUUGAUAAUGUUCCAAUACCUGCCGCAUAUGGGCGAGCUCAUCGCGUCCUGCCGCCGCCGCCUCUCCGCGCCGCUAGAGGGCGGCGUGGUGGCCUGUCUGCAGCUGCUGAAGUACCUCAUACCCUAUAUGUCCGACGUCAAGGUCAUGGAGCAGCUGCAGGACACUUUCCUGAAGUCCGUGCUGCAGCCGGCCCUGCGCCUGGCGUCCACCACCCGCUGCUCGUACCCCAACGGGGCCGUGGCGAGGGGUUCCUUGGCGCGGAAGCUUCUAGACGCAAUGCACGCCCUGGCGUUGCGCGUCGGCCCGGAGAUGACGAGGAGGCACCUCUGCGUGCCGGCCCUGCAGAGGUUUUUCUUGGCCUUCGACAAGGCAACUGGCAAGGUGGAAAACUGGCCGAAGCAGGAGGACAGUAUCGGCGACAAAGUUGAGCCGGAGUGUACGGAACCCAAGGAGGGCUUCCUGGAGAUCUGCCGCGACGGCAGCACGGCCGAGUGGGCGGUGAAGGACGGCCGGGUGGUGCGCGCCGACCUGCCCGAGCUCGCCUGCUCCCCGCCGGACCUUCCGGAACAGCACGACGCCACCGGUCUCACCGCCCAGGAGGAGUUGCUGGUGGUGUUCGACGAGGAGUUGGCCUAUCAGGCUUACACCACGUUCUCCAGAUUCGUCGGCACCGAGGCCCUAGACCGUUGCCUGAAGAACAGCGACACGGUGCGGUCCCUCUGUCAGAAGUACAAGCAGAUGCACUACAUCAGUUCGCCCCUCCACAUAAACCGGCAAGAGAGGCGAUUCCAGGCGUCGCCAAGCGACGAGCCCAUCGGCCGCAAGAUGGCCGCCACCCCUACGAGGGGCGAUUUGGCCCUGGACCACGUGUCCAACUCGAACAGCUUCGGCUCCAACGUGACCCUCGUGGGCAACAGGAUCGACGUGGUGGCAGACGCGGUGGACGCCAACCCCCAGGGGUGCGGCUUCGACGCCGUCGCGUACAGGAUGGGCAACGGAGUCAAGAGCGACAGGCAUCUCCGCGGCGACUGGCUGAUAUAUUGGGAGCACGAGAUCGGCCGCCCCGACAAGGACGCCAGGUUCAAUCUGAAGCAGAUCAAACUGCAGACCUUCCUCGGGCACACGCACUCGGUGAAGUCCAUCCACUGUCUGGACAACGAGAACAGCUUCAUGAGCGGUUCCAAGGAUAAGACUGUCAAGCUCUGGUCAUUGAGGAAUCAGGGCGAUGGAAACGCGAGCACCCAAUGCAACUGGACCUACACGGGCCACAAGAAGGGCGUGCUUUCCUUAGCGUUCCUGGAGUCCUUACGGCUGGCCGUGUCGACCGACUCUGUGGUGCACAUAUGGGACCCUUUUAUGGAGAGCGUCGUAUCUCAGUUGGAUAGCAUAAAGUCCGCAGUGAGCAUAGUUCGAACCCUGCCCGGUCCUUCGCCAGUCCUCGUGGCCGCCACCACCGACGCUACUCUGCGCCUGGUCGACGCCAGGGCUGCCAACUGCUCCUACGAGCUUAAGCUGGCGACGGCGGCGACGACGUUCAUCCGAUGCAUGUGCAUCUGCGCGUCGGGCGCGUGGGUGGCGUGCGGGCUGGCCGGCGGCCACGUGGCCGUGCUCGACACGCGCAGCGGACGGCCCCUGGCCGCGUGGCGCGCGCACGACGCGGAGGUGCUCCGUUUGGCAGCAGUAGACGACCAUAGAUUGUUGAGCUCGGGCCUGGACCAGGUCACGGCGCUCUGGCGGGUCGACGACGGCGAGCUCAUCGCGCAUCUCAAAGGCAGCACGGAGCCGGUGCACUGCCUCUCCGUGUACUACAACGAGCUGAUAUCGGGCACUACGAACAACCGCAUCGGCGUCCACACCGCCCUGGACCAGGACGCCUCCUUCUCCAGCACGAAGCUCCGCUCGGACACCUUCAGGGGGGUGCUGACCUGCAUGUCGGUGCUGCCGCUCAACAGGCUGCUGCUGCUGGGCAGCGACAACGGGACAAUCAGCCUGCUCUGC